UUAAUUAUUUUCAGAUUUCAGUUUCAAACUCGUGAACAGCGGCGGAGAACAAAUGGAUAUGGUUAUAAAUCCAGGUCUGCUGCUUUACCAAGGGAGAAAAGUUUGCGACUAUUACCACACUUUUAACAUCAAGUCUGCUAAUGCUAUCUGCAAAGAGAUGGGCUAUGCUAGAGCUAUAGACUGGAAUGUGGGCCAUAUAUGGGAUGUGCAAUACGAGUUUGAAACGAAAAUAGGAAAAGUCCAAUGUGAGACUGAUGAGUGGUUCACAUGUAGUUACGAUAUUGUAGCAGAUUGUGGAUAUGAAAAUGACGUAUUUCUCGGUUGUGACAUAUUCCCAUCAUGUCCACCAGGCAAGUUCCGGUUUUACGAACAUUGUGAGUCUUGUCACCCUAACACCUACAAGGCAGUCGAAGGGAGCCAAACCUCCUGUACAGAUUGUCCUGAUGCAUCCACUUCAACUGCAGGUGCAGCAUAUUGCUCCUGUCAGAUAGGAAUGUAUUGGAAUGGAGUAGCAUGUAAGAAGUGCCCACAAGGCUCCGUCAGCCGUGAAGGAUCUAGAGAAUGCACAGAAUGUCCUUCUGACUCAAUUGCUUCAGACGAAGGUUCAUCCUGUAGUUGCGGAGCAGGGGAGAUAUGGAACUGGGAGGGAGAAGAUGGGUCGUGUAAGUUAUGUCCUUCAAACACCUUUAAAAACCAGUAUGUACAGACCUGUACCAACUGCCCAGACUUCACGACAUCUGUUGCAGGCUCCGAACACUGUUCUUGCAAGGCAGGUAUGUUCUGGAACAAGGCAAGCUGCAUAAUCUGCCCGGAAAUCUCUGCUAGCAAUAGAGGUGCUCUAAAGUGCACUGAAUGUCCAGCAGGCUCGUCUCCUGAAAACAAUAGUACCUCCUGCAGCUGCCCCGCUGGGACUGUGUGGAAAUGGGAUGAAGAAGGUGGUAGUUCCUGUAAACCAUGUCCAACAGGCACAUACAGGAACAACCAGAUGGAACAUUGUGAAAGUUGCCCCAAUCUAUCCUCCUCUAUAAUCGGGUCUGAGAGUUGCUCCUGCUUACCUGGAACGUACAUGGACCGUGAUGUGGGAUUGUGUAUGAUAUGCCCUCUAGGAACAACAUCCAGGACAGGGUCUGAGAUCUGCUCUUGUCCAGCCGGAAUGUUCUGGAACGAGAACAGGUGUUAUAACUGUGCCAAAAAUGAGGCUAGCCAAGCAGGUUCCCUCCAGUGUUUCCCAUGUCCCGGUGAUUAUACGACAUUAAACAACAGUACUUUUUGCAUAUGUCCAGCAGGCUUGGAGUGGACUUGGGAUGAUUACAAGUCUGGUUCAUGCAGGCUCUGUCCAUGGGGCUCUUAUAAAACUGAAGAAAUGGAGUCUUGCGAAGCUUGUCCAAAAGGAAAAUUUCCAGAAGUAGGUUCUGAGCAUUGUAUUUGUCCUGCAGGCAAAUUCUGGAACAAUACAAGCUGUCAAGAAUGUGGUGUGAGCUCUGCCAGCCAAGAAGGUGCUUUGCACUGUUCAUCGUGUCCGUUAGAAUCUGCUUCAUUAAACGAAGGGUCAGAGUGUACAUGUCCAGUAGGUAUGAAAUGGAGUUGGGAUGAGCAAUAUCUCGGUACUUGUAAGCCCUGUCCACCAGGAUUCUACAAGAGUAAGCAGAUGACAGCCUGCUCUACUUGUCCUCUGGGAACAACAUCUGCUGUGGGCACUGACCACUGUUCUUGUAAAGCAGGUAUGUUCUGGAACCAGACUCGAUGUGAGAACUGCGAAACGGGUUCUGUAAGUCAAGAAGGUGCAGUUCACUGUGAGGCUUGCCCCCCAGAUUCAAUCUCAAACACAGGAAAUAGGGUUUGUAACUGUCUAGGUGACGCAACAUGGAGUUGGGAUGAGCUUGGGGUGGGUUCUUGUAACCCUCUCUCAAACGGCAUCACGCAGAAUCUUCAACAGAACCUUCAGCAAACUCUACCAUUGGACCUGACUUCUGUUGAAAUACACGCUUCCAUCUCAGGUCUCCUGAUGGUACUCAAUGUUAUCCUAGCUACACUUCUCAUUCUAGAGAGGAGGAAAGCUAAGAGGUGUGAAGCCGAGGUUGCAUAUGAUGCUGUUGCUGGAAGAGUUCAAAUAAUUAAGGUUGAAGUGAACAAAGACCAGAAUAGUAAAAUACAACACCCAAAAGAAGAUCUGCCAGGAAAAGAAGCAUCUCUUGAUAUAGACGGUGAUGUUGCAAAUGAUACUGUUGCUGCAGGUGUUCAAAUAAUUGAGGUAGAAGUGAACGAUGACCAGAAUAGUACAAUACAACACCCAAAAGAAGAUCUGCCAGGAAAAGAAGCAUCUCUUGAUAUAGACGGUGAUGUUGCAAAUGAUACUGUUGCUGAAGGUGUUCAAAUAAUUGAGGUAAAAGUGAACGAUGACCAGAAUAGUACAAUACAACACCCAAAAGAAGAUUUGCAAGGAAAAGAGGCAUGCUGUGAUAAAUACUGUGAUGUCCAGGGCUCACACGAAACGGAGAACAUUUACGAAACAAUGGACAUAUAGUAACCAUGUUACUGGAAUACUUUGAUGCGAAUAUUUACUUUAUCCUUUCUACAAUUUAAGUUUGCUAUUUGAUUCUUUGACACUUUCCAUCACACGACGAU
Messenger RNA from Bolinopsis microptera, 2625 nucleotides. Its product is annotated as proprotein convertase subtilisin/kexin type 5-like. The record is from RefSeq and is a predicted model, not a curated record. NCBI's taxonomy places the organism in Eukaryota, Metazoa, Ctenophora, Tentaculata, Lobata, Bolinopsidae. The coding region runs from base 53 to 2524 and encodes 823 amino acids. The transcript has a single exon. Gene Ontology annotation, cellular component: membrane.